UCAUGGCGUCUUACAGUAAGCUGACAGAUCUUUUCCUUAUUCAGAGCCAGCUAGACUGUGAUUUAGAGGACGCAACGAGUCAAGAGGAGAAGGAAAAACUCGUACAUGAGUAUUUGCUCAAAACAGAUGAAAAGGAGGAUUUGAUUAUACCGGAUUUUGAAGAAGGACUGGAAUGGUUAAACACAGACAGUCCACUGUCACUCACGAAGGAACUGUCAGGGAAAGUGGUGCUGCUUGACUUCUUCACCUACUGCUGCAUAAACUGCAUCCACAUACUUCCUGAUCUACAUCAGCUGGAGAAGAGUUACUCCGUAGAAGAUGGCCUGAUUGUUGUAGGUGUUCACUCGGCUAAAUUCCCCAAUGAGAAAGUCCUGCAGAACGUACAGAGUGCGGUGUUGAGAUACGACAUCAGUCAUCCUGUAGUGAAUGACAGCGAUGCCCGUCUGUGGCAGGAGCUGGAGGUGUCCUGCUGGCCCACACUGGUGCUGCUGGGACCUAGAGGAAACUUGCUUUUCUCCUUGGUUGGUGAAGGGCACAGAGAACAUCUCUUCCUUUUCACUGCUGCGGCUCUGAAACACUAUAGAGAACAAGGGCUCCUCAAGGACCAUAAUGUGGGAAUCAAACUGUACAGGGACUCACUGCCUCCCUCCAUCCUUUCUUUCCCUGGAAAAAUAGCCAUAGACCCCAGCGGCAAGCAGUUGGCUAUUGCAGACACAGGACACCACAGGGUAUUAGUGGUCUCCAAUACUGGGCAGGUGCUGCACACUGUAGGAGGUCCCUCAAGUGGGAGACGAGAUGGAAAUUUGUCCGAGGCUCAGUUCAGCUCCCCACAAGGGCUGUUCAUAAAGGGAGACACCGUCUACGUGGCUGACACUGAAAACCACCUUGUUAGAAAGAUCAACCUUACAGAAGGAAAAGUCUCAACAUUAGCAGGCAUUGGCGUACAAGGCACUGAUAAAGAAGGCGGAGCAUUGGGACCACAACAGCCAAUCAGCUCUCCCUGGGAUGUUACCCUUGGCAACGCAGGAGGGGAUGUGUUGUGGAUCGCUAUGGCAGGAACGCAUCAGAUCUGGGCUCUUUUCCUGGAGGACGGAAAGCUUCCCAAAGGGAGCGACAGCAAAGCAGGAACAUGUGUGCGCUUUGCGGGCAGUGGAAAUGAGGAGAACCGAAAUAACGCGUACCCUCAUAAAGCAGGUCUGGCGCAACCAUCAGGCUUGGCCCUUGCCCCGAUGGAGCCCUGGGAGAGUCUCUUCAUCGCUGACAGUGAGAGCAGCACCAUUCGCAGCCUUUCACUGAAGGAUGGCGCAGUCAAACAUGUGGUGGGGGGAGAGAGAGACCCUCUGAACUUGUUUGCAUUUGGAGAUGUUGAUGGUAAAGGCAUCGAUGCUAAACUGCAGCAUCCAUUAGGAGUUUCCUGGGAUGAGGGCAGAAGCGUUCUCUAUGUGGCCGAUUCUUACAAUCACAAGAUCAAAGUGGUGGAUCCAAAGACUAAGCAGUGCAUGGUGUUGGCAGGAACAGGGAAGGCUGGAAACGGGAUUGGCCCGAGCUUCCUAGAAUCCAGCUUCAACGAACCCGGAGGCCUGUGUGUUGGUGAGGGAGGAAAGCUGCUGUAUGUGGCAGACACCAACAACCAUCACAUCAAAGUCUUGGACCUAGAGACCAAAACUGUCUCUUUGUUUCCCAUUGUAGGGCAACAAGAUGUUGAUGCGAUCCUCACAACCACCACCAAUAACACAUCUGCGGUCAAAAAGUGCCCUAAGCUUUCCAAAUCAGCCCCUGUGCUUGCUAUGCCAUCAAUCAGCAUAUCUUCAGGGCAGUCAGUCACUCUUUUGCUGAAAUUGGCGUUACCAGCUGGGACCAAGCUAACAGAAGAAGCCCCUAGUUUCUGGAGCCUAUCUGCAGAAGGUAAUGAGUGGUUACUGGAAGGCCGAGCAGUAAUGGGGAGCAUUGAUGAUCUUUCUGAACCCAUCUCCAUCGUAUUGUCCAUCCCAGUAGCCCCUGUGUCCCCUGACCCGACGCUGACGCUCGACAUCUGGCUCUAUUGCUGCAUUUCUGAGGGUGGUGCUUGUAUGAUGAAGGAACUGUCUUUCAAACAGCCACUUCUGAUUGGUUCCACAUCUCAGGAAGGUUCUGUUGCUAUAACACUUAAGCAUGCCUUUUAAAACUGCCAUGCAUAUUUAAAGCACAUAUAAAGGGGUUUGUUCACGCCAAAAAUGAAACUUGUCAUAAUUUACUCGCCCUUGUGUUGUUCUAUGCCCAUAUAAAUUCUGUUUAAUUAAGAAGACAAAAUUAAGAUAUUUAUAAACUGAAAUGAGAGAUUGCUGUCCUUCUGUUGAAAGUCUGCUAAUGCAAACCUUAGAGAGCUCAAGUGAAUUAAGGUUUAUCCAAGUCUUCUAAAGAGACAUAAUUGCUUUGUAAGAUGAACAGAAUUUUGAUGUAGUCUUUUAUUACCAAAUCGAUCAACGAACAAUCUUGGCCACAGAAGCUCAAGCAUGCUUGCUUGCUUAAUGCUUAAGAACCAAUGAGAUUGAAUUUUUUAGGAUACAUUUUCCAUAUAGAAUGCAGGCGUGUAAUUUGAAUGGGAGCGGGUGGUCAAACAAAAGACUAUCCUGUUCCAGACGUCCUUAAAAAGCAGAUGAAAAAAUUGUUAAUAAAAAUGUGCGCUCUGACAGCCUGAUGCAGAAAAGAAGAUAUAGGCGAACAGUCAUAUUUGCAGUUUUUUGUGUAUAAAAGUGUUCAUGAAGCUUCGUAUGAUUACAUUUGAACCCUGAAGUCACAGGGAAUAUUUUGACAAUGUUUUCAGUUUAUUUUCUAGACUUUGAAUGUCUCAGGAUUGUUGAUUUUAUAUGGAUGUUCAGAGAGCUCACGUAAAUUAAGGUUUAUCCAAGUCUUCUAAAGAGACAUAAGUAAAAAGCUUUGUAAGAUGAACAGAUUUCUGAUUUAGUCUUUUAUUCUCAAAUUGAUCAACGAACAAUCUUUACAGUAUACAAAUUUAGUCACAGAAGCUCAAGCAUGUUUGCUUGAUGCUUAAGAACCAAUGAGAUUGAAUUUUUUAGGAUACAUUUUCCAUAUAGAAUGCAGGCGUGUAAUUUGAACUGGAGCGGGUGGUCAAACAAAAGACUAUCCAAUUCCAGAUGUCCUUUUAGAAAAGCAUAUAUGCACUUUUAACAUCAUCCUACCUUGACUGAGAGCGCAGCGUCAUGAGUUGUGGAGGCUUUUCAUUACUCAUUCAUUUUUACCAAAGUUAGUCUGUACUCAGGACAGUUUACACAUCCUGCAUGGAUGGACCAGUGCUAUCUGCUUCUUGCAUUUCAUUCGUGAGUCUGCCCACUCACCAUGUGCAUAACGGCUCUUAGACAGACAGGUUGUCGAUGAGUGAUGAACUGGAUGUGCUGUCCUAUAUAUAUCUUCUGCAUCAGGUUGUGUACAUUUACUACAGGUAAUACAAUGUACUGCCAUUAGAUUAGAGGUCUGCGUGGCACUGUUUUUUUUCCCUUAAAACAGUCCUGCACAGACUUCUAAUCUAAUAGUAUUGCAUUGUAUUGCCUGUAGUAAAUGCGCACCCUGACAACCUAAUGCAAAAAAGAAGAUAUAGGCGAACAGUCAUAUUUACAGUUUUUUUUGUGGACAGAAGUGUUCAUGAAGCUUCAUAUGAUUACAUUUGAACCACUGAAGUCACAUUGAAUGUUUUGUCAAUGUCUUCAGUUGAUUUUCUGGACUUUGAAUGUCUCGGGGUUGUUGCUUUAUAUAAAAGUCCAGAGAGCUCUUUGAUUUAAUCUAAAAUAUCUUAAUUUGUGUUCUGAAAAUGAACUAAGGUCUCAGGUGUUUGGAAAGACAUGAAUGCAAGUAAUUGUCACUUUCAUUGUUGGGUGAAAUAACCCUUUAAUAAAAGUUUUGAACCAUCAGAGUUUUCAGGGAACAGACUUUUAGUGGAAGGACGGAAUCUCUCUGAUAUCAGAUUAAAAAUAUCUUCAUUCAUCUACUGAAACUGAACAAAAGUCAAUGGGUUUGAAACUCUUUAAUGGGAAAUGUACCCACAUCACCCUCAUGUCAUUCCAAACAUGUUCACGUUUAUUUGUUUUUAAUUUAUUUAUAUUAUUUAUGUGUCUAAAACCUUAAAAAACAGAGAUCCAAUAGAAUAGUUUUUGGGCUCCACUGACUCAAACUUUUUCCCCCCCACUGUUUUGCAUCCCGCAGAAGAAAGACACAAAUGACAUGAGUGUGAGCGAAUGAUUUUUAGGUGAACAUCCCAUUAACACUCAAAUCACAUCCUGUGGCUAACACAUACUGUAGUAAUCAGACAAUUCACAUGCCAGUCAUCAUGCUAAUGAUGGAUCGCAAGUACUAAUUGUGGAGUCGGGAUCUGACUGUUACAUCUUGACAAAUAUUGAACAAAGUGCCUCAUUCUCAUCAGCAAUAUUUUUAUGCUUCUGCUAGGGGUGUUUCACAUGAUUAAGCUUGUGUAAUGCCCUUGUUUAAUAGCCUGAUAUCUUUAUCAGCCAUCGUCAUUCACUCUCUCACAUGCUCUCGCGCAAUAAUAUAUGAAAUUAUGCAGUGUAGUGUAAAAAUGUAGCCCUUGUCAGCUGCUCCGACAGCCCUUCAUGGUUGGGUUGGCUGAUGUUAUUAUUAUUAUUACUUAAUUUUUUUUCCCUCACCAUAUGAUACUGUAAGACGUUCUUAUAAAUGAUCAGUCAGACUUAAUGCUAUUUUUAUUGCCAUUAUUUAUUAUUGUUUACCAGGCGUAAGUGCCUUUUCGAUGAGCAAUACACUUUAUAUUAAUGACUUAUGUUUUGGAAAUCAAGCAGUGACAUUAAUUUCACUUUUCCGUCCUUUGUUGAAUGGAAUCAUGAGGCAUUUACAUCUGAAUAUUAAUGUUUUCUGAAAUAUUAUCCUCUCAGCCUGUUAUGCAUUAACAAUGUGUAUUUCUAAAGCUGGCUGAUAUAUCAUGAGCUUGGAAAUCGUGCGCUUGGAGAGUGUGAAUCAGACCAGGUUAUUCUUUGUAUAGAAAUGACCACUAAAAUACUGUCCUGUUUCUGUUUUUGCCUGCUUUUCUUGUGGCUGAUAAACUGAUUUAAUAAAAUACAAUUUAUCUGUCUCCCAUCUGAGGGCAGCUCUUUUUUACAGCCUCCAAAUUCUGCACUUUAACAGAUUAAUUGGAUGCAGUGGGAUAAUAAAGUUUAU
Molecule: messenger RNA, 5181 nt
Organism: Danio aesculapii
Lineage: Eukaryota; Metazoa; Chordata; Actinopteri; Cypriniformes; Danionidae
Gene: nhlrc2
Product: NHL repeat containing 2
Exons: 11
Coding region: 3-2162 (719 amino acids)
Molecular function (GO): protein binding
Source: RefSeq, a predicted model, not a curated record